Molecule: messenger RNA, 3119 nt
Organism: Dissoconium aciculare CBS 342.82
Lineage: Eukaryota; Fungi; Ascomycota; Dothideomycetes; Mycosphaerellales; Dissoconiaceae
Product: Cullin-domain-containing protein
Exons: 4
Coding region: 312-2801 (829 amino acids)
Biological process (GO): protein ubiquitination; ubiquitin-dependent protein catabolic process
Cellular component (GO): Cul3-RING ubiquitin ligase complex
Molecular function (GO): ubiquitin protein ligase binding
Source: RefSeq, a predicted model, not a curated record
AGUCUACUGUGCAUCUUCGAAAGUGGCGGUUUGCGCAAGUGAAUGGCUUCAUUGUGAAUUCGCUCUGCGCAACCACUACUCAGCCUCUUGAAAAGCGAUUGAGAUACGACUUGUGGACUCCGCGACUAUCUAGGAACAGCACACACAAUCACGUUUAGCCAUCUCCCGGAGCUCCAAAGUCAGCUGCGAGGCUCGCCGACUGCUGCCGAAACUCAUCGGAGGACGCCGCCCGCGCUGCAGUAUCGAGAGUGAAAGCACCCAUGGAUAUCAAUUAGGUCCAUUCACUUUCAGCACACGUCAACGUCGCCAACAUGGCAUCUCUGGCUGGCAGAGGUAAAACCAAGAUUCGUGCACCACGCAGAGGUCUGAAUGGCGGCGACGUUGAUUUUGACCAACACUGGUCAGUCCUCGAAAAAGCUUUCGUAGAAGUGUUCACCAAGAAUGCGUCGAUUUUGUCAUUUGAAGAGCUCUACAGAAACGCAUACAAAAUUGUGUUGAAGAAGCAGGGCGCAGAUUUGUAUAAUCGGACAGUGCAAUUCGUCGAAAAAUGGUUGUCAGAAACGAUACGAGCGCGUGUCGUGCAAAAGCUUGGGAACUUGGCGAGGUCAAACGACAACCUUUCGCGCAGUUUGGGAACGUCCUCGGAGCGGCGAGUGGCUGGUGAAGGUUUUCUGGCGGAGCUCAAGCUUGCAUAUUCUGAUCACAAGACAUGUAUGGCGAUGGUCACAGAUGUGCUGAUGUACAUGGAUCGAGUCUAUUGCGCUGAUCAACGUCAACCGUCAAUUUACAACAAGUCAAUGGGCUGCUUCCGGGAGCAGAUCCUGCGCAGCAGAAUCACCACAGAUGAUGACAUGGCAGACCUUCUCUCGAUUCUGAAUAGCGUCAUCCUCGAUCAAGUACAGAUGGACCGGGACGGCGUUGCAAUCGACAAACAUCUCAUCAAAUCCAAUGUCUACAUGCUGGAGGCGUUGUACAUGACCGAGCAAGAGUUGGAAGAGGAGAAGCUGUACCUUCGGUUCUUCGAAGAGCAAUUCUUGCAGACAAGUGCAGAAUUCUACCGUCAAGAAGCGGACCGUCUUCUGAAAGAGACCGAUGCCGGGACAUACUGCCGUCAUGCCAAGAGUCGGCUGGACGAGGAAAGCGAUCGAUGUCGGUCGACCUUGUCAGAAGGUACUGCUCCAAAGAUCCAGGCGGUGGUCGAGGCCGAACUCAUCCAGAACCGCAUCAAGGCUUUGAUCGACAUGGACAGUGGAGUGCGCUAUAUGAUCGACAACGACAAGCUUGCUGAUCUUGGUCUUGUCUUUGAUCUGCAGCGACGAGUCGACGCGAAGAAAGCCGAGCUCACAAGAGCCGUUCAAGGGAUCGUUCGGGAGAUGGGCGAGGACAUUGCAAAGGCUGUAAUUACGGCCGCGCAGGCACCACCAGCUGCUUUGACGGCUGCCCCGGAAGAAGGAGAGGGUGACAAAUCCAAAGCUGGUGCUACGAGACAAGUCAACCAGCAGACAGUCGCUGCAUUGAAGUGGGCAGAAGACACACUCACACUCAAAGACCGCUUCGACAAGAUCUGUAAGGAUGCAUUUCUGGACGACCAGGUCAUGUCGACGGCGCUCACCAAGAGCAUGGCGGAGAAUAUCAAUUCAUUUCCAAGAAGCUCCGAAUACAUUUCUUUAUUCAUCGAUGAGAACAUGAAGAAAGGUGUCAAGAACCGGACGGAAAAAGAAGUCGAUGUCACGCUGGACAAGGCCAUUGUGCUUUUGAGGUAUCUCCAAGAUAAGGACAUCUUCGAGACUUACUACAAAAAGCAUUUAUGUAAGAGAUUAUUACUGAGCAAGAGUCAGAGCCUGGAUGUCGAGAAGCAGAUGAUCAUGCGCAUGAAGAUCGAGCUCGGCAACAACUUCACAACCAAACUAGAAAUCAUGUUCAAAGAUAUGACUCUUAGUGAAGAGCUGACUAACAACUACCGCAAGCGUUUGGCGGAUGCCGAUCCUAAACGUAUAGACUUGAGUGUGAACGUCCUCACCAAGAUGUCAUGGCCGCUCGAGGCAUUCAAGGCCAAUGCGGAAGAUGAUCCCGAUGGAAAAGUCAGCAUCAUCUAUGCACCGGAGGUGGAGAGGGUCAAGAAUGGCUUUGAAAGCUUCUAUGCCAGCCAGUAUACCGGUCGCAAGUUGACCUGGCAAACGAACAUGGGAGAUGCUGACAUCAAGGCCACGUUUGCGGCCAAAUCCGGCACCAACGGCAAGCCACGGGUACACGAUAUCAACUGCUCUUCCUACGCCAUGCUGGUAUUGCUCUUGUUCAACGACACCACGCCUGGUGCAACUCUCACUCUGGAAGAGAUCCAGGCCAAGACGAACAUUCCCAUCAAUGCUCUGUGCCGUAAUCUUCAAAGUCUGGCCGUGGCGCCCAAAACACGUUUCCUCGUCAAAGAGCCAAUGAGUCGAGAUGUCAAACCCGGCGACCGCUUCUCCUUUAACGAAAACUUCACCAGCAAAUUCACUCGCAUCAAAGUCGGCGUGGUAUCCGCAGGCAACAAAGUGGAAAGCGAUAAGGAGCGUAAAGAGACGGAGAAGAAGAAUGACGACAAUCGUUCGUUUGCGAUCGAGGCGGCGGUCGUGCGGAUCAUGAAGUCUCGCAAGGAAUUAUCCCAUGCACAACUGCUUCAGCAGACGAUCGAGGUUCUCUCUCAUCAGUUCAAACCGGAUGUCAACAUGAUCAAGAAGCGAAUCGAGAGUCUCAUCGAGCGCGAGUAUCUCGAACGUAUCGAGGAGGCGGCUGUUCCAUCUUACCGCUAUCUGGCAUGAUGUGAAACGCGCCACGCGGUUCAGGGGGAAUUUCGGGUUCUGAUUUGUCACGGCAUAUCUUCGAGGAAAUACGGCGUUUUGGUUUUGGUCCUGUGAGGCCCGCACGGCUGGUGUGACAGGAGGAGACUUCUCGGUGGCGGCACGGUUUUCUUGUCGCUUCAUCCUCUGGCCACGCGAGAUGAUGCUUGUUUCACGAGAGAAGGGACACCGCAAUUUUGUGAAUUUUUUAAUGCCCGUGUAAACCAAGCGUAGGCGCUCAGUGGCGUAGAUUUGGGGAAAGCCAGUCCGAUGGAUUGAAUAUAAUUUUGAAAUCUCCUG